Molecule: messenger RNA, 1554 nt
Organism: Cuscuta campestris
Lineage: Eukaryota; Viridiplantae; Streptophyta; Magnoliopsida; Solanales; Convolvulaceae
Source: the annotation of a GenBank genome assembly
AACCUCUGUUGUGAUAGUAUUUGGUAUUACCAUAGAGAACAUAUGAAAUUACAGGCAGUGAAAGAGAAGAAGCUUUUCGUUUUAGACUACCACGAUUUGUUACUGCCUUUAGUGAACACAGUGAAUGAACAAGAGGGGACUGUGUUAUAUGCAUCGAGGACUGUGUUUUUCUUGACAGAAACUGGCUGUUUGAGGCCCUUAGCCAUUGAGCUCACAAGACCGCCCGUAGGUGGAAAGCCACAGUGGAAGCAAGUGUUUUGCCAGACCUGGGAUGCCACUGGAUCUUGGCUCUGGAAGAUUGCUAAAGCCCAUGUUCUUGCUCAUGACUCUGGCUAUCACCAACUAUUCAGUCACUGGUUAAGAACUCACUGUGCUAUAGAGCCAUAUAUUAUUGCAAGCAAUCGGCAGCUCAGUGCUCUGCACCCUAUUUUCAGACAGUUAAAACCUCACUUCCGUUACACCAUGGAGAUCAAUGCAUUGGCUCGGCAAGCUCUUAUUAAUGCAAAUGGUAUUAUUGAGAGCUCUUUCUCCCCCGGAAAGUACUCUAUACUGUUAAGCUCUAUUGCAUUUAAACUUGAGUGGCAGUUUGAUCUUCAAGCAUUGCGAGCAGAUCUUAUAAACCGGGGAUUGGCGGAGAAGGAUCCCACAGCUCCGCACGGUCUUAAACUGGCGAUUGAAGACUACGCUUUCGCUAAUGAUGGAUUAGUGCUUUGGGACAUCAUUAAAGAAUGGGUGACAGAUUAUGUGAGCCACUACUAUCCAGAUGUGAGUCGGGUGGCAUCUGACACAGAACUCCAAGCAUGGUGGACAGAAAUCCGAACAGUCGGGCACGCGGACAAGAAAGAUGCGGCUGGUUGGCCAGAACUGAAAACCCCCAAUGAUCUCAUUGAAAUUUUGACGACCAUGAUAUGGGUAUGUUCAGGACACCAUGCUGCUGUCAACUUCGGUCAGUAUGUCUUUGCAGGGUAUUUCCCAAACAGGCCCACGAUCGCAAGAACCAAAAUGCCCACGGAAGAUCCCACUGAAAAGGAAUGGGAAGAUUUCAUGAAGACGCCCGAGGGCGCACUCUUGGAAUGCUUUCCUUCACAGCUUCAGGCGACCAAAGUCAUGGCACUUUUGGAUGUUUUGUCGAACCACUCCCCGGAUGAGGAGUAUCUAGGAGCUUCACCAGAACCACACUGGAUUGAAGACCCCGUCAUCAAUGCUGCAUUUGAGCGGUUCGGUGGGAGGCUGAAGGAGCUCGAAGGUAUCAUUGAUGGUCGGAAUCAAGAUAGGGGUUUGAAGAAUAGAUGUGGGGCUGGAAUUUUACCUUACGAGCUCUUGAAGCCAUAUUCAGAGCCCGGCGUAACUGGCAAAGGUGUGCCGAACAGCAUCUCCAUUUGAGCCUGCCUGCCUGCCUGGAGAAGCCUCAUUAUGGCUAAGGUGCUGUGAUGAUUUAAAUAAAUUAAUUAAUAAAUAAUUCCGGGAGAUUCCCAACUUCCCUUGUUGGCUUGUUUAUGCUCUGAUGGUGUAAUGCUCAGAAACCUGCUAUGCUAAUAAACUCUUUUCAGAAUU